This is a messenger RNA of Homalodisca vitripennis (glassy-winged sharpshooter), 1049 nucleotides long. RefSeq lists its product as uncharacterized. Lineage: Eukaryota; Metazoa; Arthropoda; Insecta; Hemiptera; Cicadellidae. Bases 88 to 927 code for a protein of 279 amino acids. The transcript has 8 exons. The record is from RefSeq and is a predicted model, not a curated record.
GCCAUAUUUUCAACGGAAUAAUUAGCUCAUAAAAUAAUUACAGCCUUUAUUACUGUAAAUAUUCAACAUAUCAAACAAGCACAAAGAAUGAAUUUUAACUUUCCUUCUAUCGUCAUUGCAACGUUCACGAUUUCAGCUGUUUUCGCUGUGGAAUGGGGUCAACCUCAUGUUACAUUCUGGAGUUACUACCCGAUACCAGUGUCUGUUUGUAACAUAACAAGUUACGACAACGGAACUGCAGAGUAUGUCUUCUUGUGCCACGACGAUGACUUCAACCUAGACUUGUACUCUUACCCCGAUGAUCCAAGGGUCAUCCUUUUGUUCGAUGAAUGUGGCGAAAUUAGCGGUGUUCGUGCAUGUUACAUUAAAACUGACAUACCUAAAAGAGCAGAGUCUCGUGGAGUAGCCUUCAACUACAGUUAUCACGAAAAAGGAAUUUAUCGUAAUCACACUUACUGGGGAAUAGAUGUCUUGUGUGCCGAUACCCUGUUCGCCUCUCCCGAAACUCUGGCCGCAGGCUGUCGAAGUACCGAAGUAAGUGAUCUCUAUGUGAUUUUGGAGGAUUAUGUAUUCACAAAGUUAGCAAGAAGUGAAAGUGACAUAGAAAAGCAAGGGUUCACGAAACAAGGCUGCUUGGACGGAAUGGGACAACACUACUUUUACAAAAUGUACACAGACACACCCUGUGAUGAGUUGGUGGGAGUUACGGCACUUUAUGACCACGGGGAACUGAUUGGUGUAGUCCAAAUUCCAUUUGGUGCGUUUACUUCCUACAAAAGAGUUUGGUUUGAGGACCCAGACGUAACCAUAUCAAAGAUGGCAUCCCCGAACGCUCCUGAAUGUCUGUACGAUUUGAUCCCGUACUACGGGAUCACUUCUAUUCAUAUUUUCAUGAAAAAGAAUCCUCGUGAAACCUAUUGCCCUUAGCCUUAACAGAAGGGCCUCUACUGUUGAUGAUCCUGUAUCCAGAUUUAAUACAUUAUUAUUCAACUUCGACUGGCCUGUAUAGAAAGCUGCAGAAUUUUAUAAAAUAAAAGAAAAAAUAUUUC